AUGAGCUCGCGCUUCAAGUCUCUAGGCUUCGGUUCCAAACGAAAGAGCAGUGCCAACAUCCAAACCACCUCAACCGCCUCCACCUCUGUCGCUUCACCCAACGGCUCUAUCUCGAACGCCACGACUCCUCCCCCUCCUCAAAACUCCUCGCAAACCAGUCUGCCGCCCAUGAAUCCCAAUCAGCCUGGUGUCCCUGGACGUCCUCCCAGCUACUCAUACAACAGCGUCCAGGGACGGCCUCAGUCGCCGAUGCCGCCUGCUCAGAACCAAAUGGCCCACCAUCCUGCUCCCAUCGAUACCAGGGCCGGUGCCUAUGUUGGCGGCGCUCCUCAGUUGGGUCCCCCGCAACCUCCAGGGUACGGCGGCGCAUAUAUGAAUCAGACGAUCGGUCCGCAGCCUGGUAUUCAGCACAUGACCACUCAAUUUCCACCUGGUGCUCGUCCCGCUGAAGUUGAGGGCGCAGGGAGGAGCAAGGCCCAGCUAAUUGUCGGCAUCGAUUUUGGCACCACCUUUUCGGGCGUGGCAUUCGCCUUUGCGACAAACACCGAAGCAAAAGAGGAUAUAAUAACAGAAUGGCCCGGCGCAGGCAAUCAAACGAAACAAAAGAUUCCCACUGUGCUAUAUUACGAUCAAUAUCAGAAAGUCGUCGGUUGGGGUCCUGACAUUGCUGAUGCCCUUGCUCCGACCGGCUAUCCCAAGCCAGGCGUGCAAAAAGUGGAAUGGUUCAAGCUGCAACUCAUGCUCUCGGGUAACACGUACAUUGACCCCAUUAAUCUACCCCCUCUUCCACCUGGGAAGUCCGAAAUCGAUGUGGCGGCCGACUAUCUCUUCAAACUGCGGCAAGCUAUGCGAGUCCAGCUGCAAAAGACAUUGGGCGAGGUCUUUAAUAGAGAAGAGCGCAAUAUCCGAUACUUUUUGACUGUCCCUGCCAUCUGGAACGAUGCUGGUAAAGCGGCGACCAGAGCCGCAGCCAUUCAAGCUGGCUUCAUUCGUGAUGAGAACGACAACCGACUGACCCUCAUUACUGAGCCCGAAGCCGCGGCAAUGUUCUGCUCCAAGACCGGUCUCCUCAACCUCAAGAUCCACGACGCCGUCCUGAUCGUAGACUGCGGCGGUGGAACCGUCGAUCUGAUCGCGUACGAAGUCGAAGAAGAGACUCCGUUCACUGUCGCCGAAUGUACGGCCGGUAGUGGCGAUUCUUGCGGCUCGACCGCUCUCAACCGAAACUUCUCCAACAUUCUGCGUGCAAAGAUCAGGAAAAUGAAGUUGCCUGAUGGAUCAAAAACUGCCGGUCGAGUAUACGCCAAGUGUAUCAUGGACUUUGAAAACAGAAUAAAGGCCGAUUUCCGCAAUAACGGUCAGAAAUGGGCCGUCGAUGUUGGUAUCGAGGCUGAAUUCCCUGAAGCUGGCAUUGAAGAAGGCUACAUGACGUUCACCAAUGAGGAAAUUCUUCAGUGCUUCGAACCCGUCGUCAACAGAAUUCUGGAACUCGUUCGCAAUCAGAUCAUUGCUAUCCAGGCGCAGAAUAGAUCAUUACAAAAUGUUCUUGUGGUCGGUGGCUUUGGUGCGUCCGAGUAUCUCUUCCAGCAGAUUAAAUUGCACGUCCCGCCGCAAUUCCAAUCCAAAGUUGUCAGACCCAUGGACUCCGUAGCUGCGAUUGUGAAAGGUGCCGUCACGGCUGGAAUUACUGAGCGAGUCAUCACUUCUCGCGUUGCGAGACGACACUAUCUCAUGGCGACCCUCCAGCCGUUCAAAGAAGGUCAUCAUCCUGAACAGUAUCGCGUGCCUAGCCUCGAUGGCAAGGAUCGGUGUAAAUACACACGACAAAUCUUUGUGCAGAAGGGCGAGAGAGUCAAAAUUGGUGAACCCGUCAAAGUCUCGUUCUUCAGGCAGGUGGCACCCGGGGCGACGUUGAUGUACGAAGAUAUUCUUUAUGCUUGUGAUGAGGAUGUUUGCCCCGAAUAUACCAAGGAUCCCCGUAUCAAGGAAGUGGUCACCCUCACUUCGGAUCUGUCAAGAAAGAAUCUCGAGAAGGACUUUGAGAGAAUGGAUACUCCGCAAGGCACAUUCUACCGGGUGUACUUCGAUAUUUACCUGACCUUGGAUGGGUCGGAGUUUAAUGCCGAAUUGGUGUGCCAGGGUGAGGUGAUGGGAAGAUGUAGCGCGAGGUUCAGAUAG
Cladophialophora psammophila CBS 110553 is the source of this 2178-nucleotide messenger RNA. RefSeq lists its product as uncharacterized. Gene Ontology annotation, molecular function: ATP-dependent protein folding chaperone; ATP binding. Bases 1 to 2178 code for a protein of 725 amino acids. The record is from RefSeq and is a predicted model, not a curated record. Lineage: Eukaryota; Fungi; Ascomycota; Eurotiomycetes; Chaetothyriales; Herpotrichiellaceae. The transcript is spliced from 4 exons.